Molecule: messenger RNA, 2256 nt
Organism: Dryobates pubescens (Downy woodpecker)
Lineage: Eukaryota; Metazoa; Chordata; Aves; Piciformes; Picidae
Gene: PIAS1
Product: protein inhibitor of activated STAT 1
Exons: 14
Coding region: 185-2242 (685 amino acids)
Biological process (GO): regulation of transcription by RNA polymerase II; protein sumoylation
Molecular function (GO): zinc ion binding; transcription coregulator activity; SUMO ligase activity
Source: RefSeq, a predicted model, not a curated record
GAGCGAGCAGCAGGGAAGGCACCGAGAAGGGCCGUGCUGUCAGGACUGGGGAGGAAACUUUCCAAGUAGGGCGGAUCGAUGAUCCCCGCGCCGGAGGCCCGGAACUCCCCGCAGCGCCGGGCAAGAAUCCCACGGAGCUGCGGCCGGCAGAGAGCCCCGGCCGGGCUGAGCGAAGAGGGACAAAAUGGCGCCGCGAUUCAAACGCUGCGCGCUGCGUGCCGGCGGGGGGGCGGCGGGGGGGCGGUGUCCCGGCGGGGUUCACUGCGCCUGCGCCCGGAGUUGCAAGAUGGCGGACAGUGCGGAACUAAAGCAAAUGGUUAUGAGCCUUCGAGUUUCCGAACUGCAAGUGCUGCUGGGCUACGCGGGGAGGAACAAGCACGGCCGAAAACACGAACUGCUGACGAAAGCACUGCAUUUGUUAAAGGCUGGCUGCAGCCCUGCUGUCCAAAUGAAAAUCAAAGAACUCUACAGGCGAAGGUUCCCCCAGAAAAUCAUGACACCUGCAGACUUAUCUAUCCCCAGCGUACACUCGAGCUCCAUGCCAGCAGCUUUGUCUCCGUCUACCAUUCCACAGCUCAGUUACGAUGGCCACCCAGCCACGUCACCAUUGCUUCCUGUUUCACUUCUGGGACCUAAACAUGAACUGGAACUCCCCCAUCUCACAUCUGCGCUCCACCCUGUCCAUCCUGACAUCAAACUGCAGAAAUUACCUUUUUAUGACUUGUUGGAUGAGCUGAUCAAACCCACCAGCCUAGCAUCAGAUAAUAGUCAGCGAUUUCGAGAAACCUGCUUUGCAUUUGCACUGACGCCACAGCAAGUGCAGCAAAUCAGCAGUUCCAUGGAUAUUUCUGGGACCAAAUGUGACUUCACAGUACAGGUCCAGCUAAGGUUUUGUUUAUCAGAAACCAGUUGUCCACAAGAAGAUCACUUCCCACCCAAUCUGUGUGUGAAAGUAAAUGGGAAACCAUGCAGCCUUCCAGGCUAUCUUCCACCAACCAAAAAUGGUGUUGAACCAAAGCGACCUAGCAGACCAAUCAACAUUACCUCACUCGUCAGACUCUCUACGACGGUACCAAACACAAUCGUUGUUUCGUGGACUGCAGAGAUUGGAAGAACCUAUUCCAUGGCAGUCUAUCUCGUCAAGCAGCUGUCCUCCACGGUGUUGCUGCAGAGGUUGCGAGCGAAAGGAAUACGGAACCCCGAUCACUCUAGAGCUCUGAUUAAAGAGAAACUGACCGCUGAUCCAGACAGUGAAAUUGCAACAACCAGCUUAAGAGUGUCUCUUCUUUGUCCACUUGGCAAAAUGAGGCUAACUAUACCAUGCAGGGCCUUGACUUGUUCACACCUGCAAUGUUUUGAUGCCACUCUGUAUAUUCAAAUGAAUGAGAAGAAACCAACUUGGGUUUGCCCUGUCUGUGAUAAGAAGGCUCCCUAUGAACACCUCAUUAUCGAUGGGUUGUUCAUGGAAAUCCUGAAGUAUUGUACAGAUUGUGAUGAAAUUCAGUUUAAAGAGGAUGGGUCCUGGGCUCCCAUGAGAUCGAAGAAGGAAGUGCAGGAAGUAACUGCAUCUUACAAUGGAGUUGAUGGAUGCAUAAGCUCUUCCUUGGAACAUCAGGUGUCUUCUCACCAACAGUCAAAUAAAAACAAGAAAGUGGAAGUGAUUGAUUUAACCAUUGAUAGCUCAUCAGAUGAAGAGGAGGAGGAACCAUCUGCAAAGAGAAGCUGUCCUUCCAUAUCUCCAGCAUCACCAUUAAAUAAUAAAGGCAUUUUGAAUCUACCCCAUCAAGCAUCUCCUGUGUCAAGAACACCCAGCCUUCCUGCUGUAGACACCAGCUACAUCAACACAUCACUUAUCCAAGACUACAGGCAUCCAUUCCAUAUGACACCUAUGCCUUAUGACUUGCAAGGUUUAGAUUUCUUCCCUUUCCUGUCAGGAGACAAUCAGCAUUACAACACCUCCCUUCUUGCCGCUGCAGCCGCGGCAGUUUCCGCCUCAGAUGAUCAAGAACUCUUACACUCUCGUUUUUUCCCAUACACUUCAUCUCAGAUGUUUCUCGAUCAGCUAAAUGCAGGAGGAAGCAGUUCUCUGCCAGCCACAAAUGGUAGCAAUAGUGGCAGUAACAGCAGUCUUGUUUCCUCCAACAGCCUGCGAGAGAAUCAUGGUCAUCCAGUUGCAAGUAGGAGCAGCACGGACACGGCGUCUAUCUUUGGUAUCAUACCAGACAUUAUUUCCUUGGACUGAUUUUGUUGGGGUUG